AUGGUUCAGGGACGACGAACAUCCUGCGGCCCGCAAAUUGCCGACUACCUCGAAGACGACAUCUGGGCCGCGAGCAUCCUAGAGUGUGACUCUGCUACCAACGGUGAACUGCUGCGGCAACUGGAAACCGGCUGUCGUCUGGAUCCGGACGCCUUCCGCAUGGAACGUCUUCAACGCAGGCGCAACUGGCGCACUGUAGUUAACAUGCCAAAGGAAACUCAGACCCGCAACCUGGGCUUCAGCCGAACAGGUGCCGAUUCCGAAUCCACUCUCACCGACACCACGUCACUCGGCUGUUCCGACGACCACCUAAUCUCCCCCUCCCCAUCAUCGUCUGGCUGUCCGACAUAG
Messenger RNA from Dibothriocephalus latus, 351 nucleotides. The record is from the annotation of a GenBank genome assembly. Lineage: Eukaryota; Metazoa; Platyhelminthes; Cestoda; Diphyllobothriidea; Diphyllobothriidae.